Molecule: messenger RNA, 1809 nt
Organism: Penicillium brasilianum
Lineage: Eukaryota; Fungi; Ascomycota; Eurotiomycetes; Eurotiales; Aspergillaceae
Source: the annotation of a GenBank genome assembly
AUGAGAAUUGGAAGUAGUAAUACAAGGAACAGCUCACCGGGCUCAACUCCUCGAGCCCGUGGCCAAGCAUGUGAAAGAUGCUGGAAGCGAAAACAAAAGUGCGAUCGAAAAUUGCCCGAAUGCACGGCUUGCGUAGUGGUGGGCGUGCGAUGUGUCCCUCGGAAGUUCCCUGUCGAUCCAAUCACGAAGAACGGCGGCAAUUUAUCCCAUGCCGCGGUUCCAAGUUAUGUAGGAACAUUGAAAAGAAAGCGCGAUGACUUGCAGGGUCGCAUACGAAGCCAACGACCAUGUCCAAAUAGCCAUUCACCUACCGAACAUUUAGAUAACGGUCAACAGGCACAUUCAGAAGGAAGUCUCGCCGACCAAAAUGCUGCGGAAAACACGGUCCAGGCCGCGAUGGGCGAGAUCGGAUUUUUGUCUCGCAGUGCCAUGGCAGAACCUCGGGAUGAGACUGGUGGCCUUUCUCAGCAGCUUUCGAUUGGACGUAUGCUACGACUUACUUUGUUUCUCAGCGGAGCAAAUCCAGCACAAUCAGUCAUAGAUCCUCAUGGACAGAGUGUAGCGGCGAUGGUCGACUCGUCCAUGAUAUCGAACAGAUUGUUAGUUCUGCCGUUCAUUACUCGCUUUGUCGACACAAUAGGAGUGCAGUUCCUUCACAUUGAUUCGAAAGAAAUCCUGGGUGACUUCGAGACAUUUUUCAAGGCAUCAGAAGAUGCAAACAGUGAUGUUGGCUGCCUCUCAGCCGUCAAAAGCUUCAACCUUUACAUGUCUAUGGCCACUGGCGCGCUACUUUCUCCGGGUUCGAGUGGUCUCCAAGGUCUGGCCAGUAGCUAUCAUGCUACUGCUAUGAAGCUUUUCCCUGGAAUACUUGAUGACGGAACAAGACUAGACAUUCUGCAUUGCAUGCUGUCACUCAUCAUAUACUCAAUGCACAGCGCCUUUGGUGGGUCUGCAUGGCACUUGACAGGGUUGGCCAUGAAAAAGGCAAUCGCUUACAGGUUCCACAAAGAUGUGGAAGCUGAUGCUCAAAUCUCCCUUGGAAUGUUGAACACCAGGCGCAAUGUCUUCUGGAGUCUUUACACCCUUGAUAGAACCAUCGGUACAAUAAUGGAUCGACCAUUCAGCAUUGAAGAUGAAGAUAUAACAGUGUUGGGCCCGGAAGAAUAUCAGAACGCCAUACCAGCCAGGGAUUGCGAUCUAAAUCAAGCUCUUCAUUUUGUCUCGCAUGCAAGGUUCAUGUCAAACAUUCGAGACGCCCCUUCCAAGAGUGUCUUGUACCAUUAUAGUAACUUGUGUUAUUGGAAGGACUGCGCUGCUGGGCGUGAUCCCGCCGCCAAAUCUCCGGCAGUCCAUAUCAUGCGUCUCUCAUGCCGGGCGAUUAUCGAAAUUCUAAAACUCAAAGGAUCGAUAACUGUCGAACCCAAUCUGGUUCGCAGUGCCAGCAGCAUUGAGAAGGAUUUCAUCAAGGCUUGUGUGGAUUAUAUUGAGGAGGAGUAUCAAAGGUCCGACCGUGGUGAAUUUGCAGGAGGCAUUGUGGAAGCAUAUGACAUUUUCAACGCCGGAGUGAUAAUCGUUUGUCUGACUGCAGGAAAGCCACUAAUCCCUCUACACGACACCAAUAUUGUGAACAAGUGUACUGCUUUACUCACACUUCUUGGGGAACGAUUUUCUGGCCUGCGGGUCUUUCGCCGUGUGCUUUGGGCCCUCUCGGGUUUGGUUCGAGGCGAGACAGUGAAUGACCCCAUCAUCCGUGACCUUCCCCCAGUAAUACCUGAAGGGAUUCGAGAGUUGAUCUCCGGAUUCAUCUGA